AAAAGAAGCAGAAAUAGAAGAAGCGGAGGAAGAAGAAGAAGAAGAAGAAGAAGUCUCCUGACGUCGGCGUUCGCUGGGACGAUGCUCGCAAGUCCGGGGUUUUUCGUGUUGAUGGUCGCCGUUGCGAUUUGUCGGGGGCUACGAUGCAGCAACAUGAACACAGAGGACGAGCUCGUCGAUGGCGGUUCCGAAUACGGUUCUGUUUGGCCUUUGCCGCAGAACGUGCGGAUUUCGACCGUUUCAUUCAAAUUAGCUGGCUCCGCGUUCCAAGUGGUUGACUCCAAAGACUCCACUGCAGGUUCAAGCUGCAGCCUCCUGCAGAACGCUUACAGAAGGUACUACGAAUACGUGUUCGGUAACGCGAGAAAUCCCGCAGACGCCAGGAGAGUGACCGCGCUGGGUGCGCCUGGGCUGGCGGAGCUACAGGUGUGGAUCACGUCGCCCGACCCCGAAUGUGACGGUUACCCCCGCGCAGCGUCGGACGAGUCAUAUGAGCUUUCAGUUAACCAGACCUAUGCUUUGUUAAAAGCACCAAAGGUGUGGGGUGCUCUGCGUGGUCUUGAAACUUUCAGCCAGUUGGUGUAUGAAGAUGAGCAUGGAGCCAAAACCAUCAACGCAACAGAAAUCAGUGACUUCCCAAGAUUUGCACAUAGAGGCGUCUUACUGGACAGCUCUCGGCACUUCUUGCCCAUUAAAGUCAUCUUGGCAAAUCUGGAAGCAAUGGCAAUGAACAAAUUCAAUGUAUUUCACUGGCACAUCGUGGAUGACCCCUCCUUCCCAUACUUCAGCCGAACCUUUCCACAGCUGAGCCAGCAGGGAGCUUACCACCCAUACACACAUGUGUAUACACCUGCUGAUGUGAAGAUGGUUAUUGAAUUUGCCCGUCUGAGAGGCAUUCGUGUUGUGCCGGAGUUUGAUACUCCAGGGCACACUCAGUCUUGGGGCAAAGGCCAAAAAGACCUACUUACACCCUGCUACUCUGGGUCCAGUCCCUCUGGAACUUUUGGACCAGUUAACCCCAUCCUGAACACCACCUAUGAUUUUAUGAGCCAGUUCUUCAAGGAGAUCAGCACAGUGUUCCCUGAUGAAUACGUUCAUCUUGGGGGCGACGAGGUUGACUUCAACUGCUGGAGGUCCAACCCAGACAUUCAGAAGUUCAUGGAUCAGCAAGGUUUUGGAGGGGACUACAGCAUGCUGGAGUCGUUCUACAUUCAGAAACUCUUGGAUAUCGUCGCUACAACACAAAAGGGCUACGUGAUAUGGCAGGAAGUCUUUGACAACGGAGUUAAGCUGAAACCAGACACACUUAUACAUGUGUGGAAAGGAAACCAGCAGCAAUACCAGGAAGAGAUGGCAAAGGUUACAUCAUCAGGGUACCAGACCCUGCUCUCCACUCCCUGGUACCUGAACCGUAUCUCCUACGGCCAGGAUUGGCGCGGCAUUUACAAGGCCGACCCACAGCACUUCAAUGGAACUGAAGCCCAGAAGAAGCUAGUGAUUGGUGGGGAAGCCUGUCUGUGGGGGGAGUACGUGGAUGCCACUAACCUGACACCCAGGCUCUGGCCUCGUGCCAGUGCUGUAGCGGAACGGUUGUGGAGUGCCAAGGACGUGACUGAUCUUGAUGAUGCCUACAGGAGACUGUCUAUACACCGCUGUCGCAUGGUUGAGCGUGGGAUCCCAGCUGAGCCUUUGUUUACAAGCUAUUGCCCUCGUGAAUACAGGGGUAUUUGAAAACAGCCAUGCUGGAUGAGAAGAAGCAACAACAUUGGAAAGGAAGACUUACGAAUAAUCAUCCUCGUAUGACCAGUUGAAAUAAUGAUGCUGACACACUGAAGAAAAACAUAUUUUCAUGUUUUCUACCAAAUUCUCAAUUUAAUCCUUUGAACUUAAGAAUGCUGUAUCUUUUUAUAUUAAUAUUUGUAUAAUUCCAAGUGAAUAAACCUUUCAAGAAAAAUGUUUUGCCAGUAUAUUCAGUACACCUGUCUGGUAGCAAGUCGCACCUCCUUAGACCCUUCAGAACAGCAUGAAUUAAGGCGCUUUCGGACCAAACAGUUCUGGGGACUUUUUUGAGAGGAACUACCCUCUGGGGAGGUUCCCCAAAAAUUACAAACCCUAAAGGGCUUUUUUCUCUUGUUUGCAUUAGCACUGCCAGGAAUGCUGAAGUGACGCAAUCCCGCGGUUAGUAUACCAACGGCAUUUCUGCGCAAUUUGUAUGCCGCCAUCAACAUGUGUACGAAUAGAUACGUUUAUCUCACUCUGCACAUGAUGCAGCAACAAGAUGGAGGACGCCAUGAUCAGAUGGAGGUUCCAUGGUCAGCGCUAUGUGUUUGUUGUUUGCUGUGAUAAUAAUGGAGUUGGAUAUGAGACGGUGUGAAUUUGGACUAUGUGGUUGCAUUAAAGGCUCAAUAAAGCCUGGA
Messenger RNA from Lampris incognitus (smalleye Pacific opah), 2417 nucleotides. It is a transcript of the gene hexb, whose product is annotated as hexosaminidase B (beta polypeptide). The record is from RefSeq and is a predicted model, not a curated record. The transcript is spliced from 14 exons. The coding region runs from base 82 to 1731 and encodes 549 amino acids. Gene Ontology annotation, cellular component: membrane. Gene Ontology annotation, molecular function: beta-N-acetylhexosaminidase activity. Lineage: Eukaryota; Metazoa; Chordata; Actinopteri; Lampriformes; Lampridae. Gene Ontology annotation, biological process: carbohydrate metabolic process; ganglioside catabolic process; glycosaminoglycan metabolic process.